GCUGACCCUGGUUCUCUUCUUCCGACCUUCUGCAGUGUUUCUUGUGUAGUCAUAUUGAAACUGCUUCCGAGGUCUGCUAUACUCUCUUCCAAGCCGAGCUGAAGACGCCUCCGUCUACUUCUUUUCAUAGGAGCCUUUCUUUUGCAAGAGCAAACCUCAAUCUUGCUUCCGAUUUAUUCUCUACCAACAGACGGCCCACUCCCUAUCCCAAUAUUAGAUAUUCAAUUUAUACUGGAAGUUGUCCACUCACUUGGCAUCAAAUUCAUAAUCUACACGACCGGGCACGCCGGGCACUCCCUUGGAUUUCAAACAGAAGCAUCUCGCAAUGCCUCAGUCACAACCUCACACUGAAGCUCCGGCCGUACCUCCUCCAGCACCCUCAAUCGCACAUCUGGACAAAGUGAGCUACCUCUUCGGCUACGGGAUAGCACACUCACUAUCACCACACCUUCACAGCACAGUCUACUCAGCCCUUAAGCUUAACUAUCAAUACCUCCUCUACGAAUCUCGGAACCUGGAAGCAUGUCUAGCCCUCGCUCGAGAGCCCAAGUUCUACGGAGCAGCAGUAACGAUGCCUCACAAAGUAGCCAUCAUUCCUCAUCUCGACGUCCUGACCCCUGAAGGAGAAGCAAUCGGAGCCAUCAACACGAUCUUCCUCCGCUCCGCUCCGGAUGGGACACGACUUCUAUGCGGCACCAACACAGACUGCAUUGGAAUUCGGGAAGCCAUCCUGCAAAACGUCAGCAAAUCAGAUGCUAAAAAUAUGGAAGGCAAACCCGGAAUGAUUAUCGGCGGCGGAGGCACGAGUCGUGCGGCUGUUUACGCACUCAAGCACUUCCUCGGCUGCUCGGAUAUCUAUCUCGUCAAUAGAGAUAAAUCCGAAGUGGACCAAGUAAUUGCUGAAUGCAACAGCAAAGGCUUCGGCGACGGAUUGAGAUAUAUCUCAUCCGUUGCUGAAGCGGAAGAGUUGGAAGGACCAAAGGUCAUUAUCAGCGCGAUACCUGAUUUUGCUCCAAAGAGCGAGAGCGAGUGGACGGCAAGGAAGAUCAUCGAGACGAUGUUGGGGAAGAAGGAAAAAGGGGCUAUUUUGGAAAUGUGUUAUCACCCGAGUCCGAAUACGGCUAUUGAUGCUCUUGCGAGAAAUGCUGGGUGGAAGGUUAUUGGCGGUGUAGAGGCUAUGAUUUGGCAGGGGUUGGAGCAAGAUAAGGUGUGGCUUCGGAGGAAGAUAUCCACUUUGCCUGUGGAGAAAGUGAAGGAGGUCAUUGCUGCAGAAGUGUCAAAGCCUCAUCUAUAAAUGAUCGGUCUUGGAUAUUCAGGAACAUUUUUGGGCAAUGACAAUGAUGAGGAGAAAAGUAUCUAGGAUUGACGGUACGUAAUAGACAGACUGGAUAUUUUAGCACGGAGUUCAGGUUUUUUUUAAUUAACAAUCUAUAAACAUAUCAAGCCUCC
Hyaloscypha bicolor E is the source of this 1449-nucleotide messenger RNA. RefSeq lists its product as uncharacterized. Gene Ontology annotation, biological process: chorismate biosynthetic process; shikimate metabolic process. The transcript has a single exon. Lineage: Eukaryota; Fungi; Ascomycota; Leotiomycetes; Helotiales; Hyaloscyphaceae. The coding region runs from base 326 to 1294 and encodes 322 amino acids. The record is from RefSeq and is a predicted model, not a curated record. Gene Ontology annotation, molecular function: shikimate 3-dehydrogenase (NADP+) activity.